GUUAUUUGUGGUCAGAAAUUAUGGGAAAGCGGCAACUUUAUUCGGAUUUCAAUUAUCUGGAAUUUGAAAUAUGGCAUGCACCAGCUGGACAAAUUUUCUAUGUACCAUAUAAUUAUACGCGGAAUUACAAUUUUGAAAUGAAAUACUGGAAUCCUGUAGCAGUACAUCUGUUCUUUUAUAAGCAUUGGAGUAAAUCAGUUUAUAUUGCUGCUUUUUACAUUUGUAUAAUUCAUGCUUUGCAACGUUAUCAACGAACUCGAAAAGCUCGAAAUCUUCGAUUACCAUUAUGCAUAUGGAAUUUAACUCUUUCAUUAUUCAGUCUCAUUGCAACAAUUAGAUUUGGCGAAGAAUUUUACAGUACUCUAACAACACGUCCAUUUGUGCAUUCAAUUUGUUAUGCAAUUUCACCCUUUCAACCAGCCGCUGUUUGGGCUUUCAUAUUUGCAAUAUCAAAAGUUGUUGAACUUGGUGAUACCAUUUUUUUGUUAAUGCGUAAGAAGCCAAUAAUAUUUUUACAUUGGUAUCAUCAUGCAGUUGUUCUUAUCUAUAGUUGGAAUGCUGCAGUUGAAUUAACAGCUGCAGGCCGUUGGUUUAUUAUGAUGAAUUAUUUUGUACAUUUUAUAAUGUACGCAUAUUAUUCGAUUGCAGUAUGGAGUAUUCGAUUACCGAAAUUAUUUUCCAUGUUUGUUACUGUGCUACAAACAUCACAAAUGCUCACUGGUAUUUUCGUUUCAAUGAUUGCACUCAAACAGAAACUCAAAAAUGCUGUUUGUCAGCAAUCAAUGGAUAAUCUUGCACUUGGUUUUGCGAUUUACUCAUCAUUUGCUGUACUUUUCAUACGAUAUUUCCAUAAUACAUAUAUGAGGCCGAAGAAAUUUUUAGGGAAAAAAAUGGAGUAA
Acanthocheilonema viteae is the source of this 899-nucleotide messenger RNA. The record is from the annotation of a GenBank genome assembly. Lineage: Eukaryota; Metazoa; Nematoda; Chromadorea; Rhabditida; Onchocercidae.